AGUGAUAUCUAAUGUUACUUUUCUUCAUAUCUAGUUUUUCACAAAACAUUCUCUUUAAUAUCUAGCUACUCAAAUAUGAAGUUUCUUAUUAUUGUUUGUAUCAUGAUCUUGUGGGCAUGUGCUAUGUCUCGCACACUCUAUGAAUCAUCUGUUGCCGAAAAACAUCAGCAAUGGAUGAUCAAACACGGACGCACAUACACAGAUAGUGUUGAAAUGGAGAAACGCUUACAAAUAUUCAAAGAGAAUUUGGAAUUCAUAGAAAAAUUUAACAAUGCUGGUAACAAGAGUUACAAGCUUGGCCUAAAUCCAUAUUCUGAUUUGACUAGUGAAGAGUUUAUUGCUUCACAUACCGGAAUUAAGAUUCCAAACCAACUUUCUUCCUCCAAGUUGGGGUCAAAUGCAAUACUGUUCGAUGUUAAUGAUGAUGUUCCAACCAACUUAGACUGGAGAGAACAGGGAGCUGUCACUGACGUUAAGUACCAAGGCAAUUGUGGAUGUUGCUGGGCAUUUUCAGCUGUGGCAGCUGUAGAAGGUAUUACGAAAAUCAAAGCUGGUAACUUGAUCUCAUUGUCGGAGCAACAAUUGCUUGACUGUGAUCAACAGAGCCAUGGGUGUGGUGGAGGUUAUAUGGAUAGUGCCUUCCAAUCUAUAAUACAAACCAAUGGUAUCGCUAGUGAAGCAGAUUAUCCAUACCAAGAAGUUCAACAAACAUGCCAAAAAAAUGAUCAGAUGGCAACCGCAGCUCAAAUAACUAGUUUUGUAGAUGUACAUGCUAAUGAUGAACAACAACUACUACAAGCUAUAGCACAACAACCAGUAUCAGUUGGAAUCAAAGUUGGUAGUGAAUUUCAGUCAUACAAGGAAGGCAUAUAUUCCGGAACAUGUGGAACAUCCUUCAACCAUGCAGUUACAGCAGUUGGUUAUGGAGUAACGGGAGAUGGAACAAAGUAUUGGUUGAUUAAGAAUCAAUGGGGUAAAGAUUGGGGUGAAGGAGGGUACAUGAGGGUGUUGAGGGAAAAUGGUGACCCUGAAGGUCAAUGUGGCAUUGCUGCACAUGCUUCUUAUCCCACUAUAUAGUAAUACUUUCAAAUGAAUUUCACUGUACCAGUUCUUGUUGUGUUGCUAUACGUAACUAUAAGUGAUGUAGUUUUGUCCAAGUUUUCCUUAUUCUGAAGCUCUUGGCUUCUUCGUGUUUGUGCUUCUAUUGUGAUGAAAUUAAUCUUAUUUAUAUAAA
Messenger RNA from Vicia villosa (hairy vetch), 1234 nucleotides. Its product is annotated as zingipain-2-like. Gene Ontology annotation, cellular component: lysosome. Gene Ontology annotation, molecular function: cysteine-type endopeptidase activity. The record is from RefSeq and is a predicted model, not a curated record. The transcript is spliced from 2 exons. Lineage: Eukaryota; Viridiplantae; Streptophyta; Magnoliopsida; Fabales; Fabaceae. Bases 76 to 1077 code for a protein of 333 amino acids.